Messenger RNA from Manis javanica (Malayan pangolin), 1769 nucleotides. The record is from RefSeq and is a predicted model, not a curated record. NCBI's taxonomy places the organism in Eukaryota, Metazoa, Chordata, Mammalia, Pholidota, Manidae.
AUGUUCUUCAAUCCAAGCUGACCUUCUUCAUUAGAGUUGGUGGAACUUCAUGUUUUUCGUGAAGGAUCGUGGAACUAUAAGUUAAAUACCAUUUCAAUAGAAGUUGUUAACAAAUUCAUUUCAGCUGGAUUUAUAAGAGUAUCUCCUCACCUUACUUUACAAGCCCUGAGGGAGCAUCUCCAUGGGUUCCUUGGUGAAGACGCUGUUGCAGAAAAAAUUCUGUUUCUGAAAUCCAUUGGAAGCAAUCUAGCUGUGGUAAAGGCAAAGCAAGAAUCAGAACUGAAACUCAAAUCAUUAGCUCCUCCCUAUGCUCUUCUACCAGAGUUAUAUUUGCUUCCUAUAAUGGAUCACUUAGGAAAUAUUUAUUCAGUGAACAUUUUUUUAGAUGGGCAGCCGACUAACGAUGUUGCUGCAGCUGAUGGAAUAAUCCACAGACCAGUUAGUAUAGUUUUGCCCAAGGAACAACCUGGAACAGAUCCCAGUUUUUUAGAAAACACUUUGGAAGAGCUUCUUAACAAGAAUCAGGAAAAAGGCUGGGGAAAAAGCCCACUCCAAAAGACUCCAAAAGAAAACAUGACUGGAAAAAAUGAAAUUGGAAAUUCUGAAUUGACAGGAUCAUCAGAAGAUUCAAAUAAUAGUUAUUUUAGCAGCAAAAAAAGUCAUUUUCUUUGGGAAAAUGAAGAUGACAGAGUUAAUAUUAGAAAAAAGGAGAAUCAACAGGUUGGUAAAAAAGAAUCCAUCACCCUACCAGAUCUCAUUGAUUUUCCUUCACGUCCUUGUCAACCUACUCCUACUCCAGGACUAACUAGUAUCUCUUUAUUACGGAUUGAGAGAGAGAAGAUUGUUGAACAAAUGAAACAAGUGAAGGAAGAAAGAAGAUACCUGGAAAGAAUUAGAGAAGAACAUAAAUUUGAAAAGCUAUUUGAACAAAGUAAAUUGAAGCAAUAUCAUGCCUUUGCUUUUUUUGUAUGCUGUGAUGGUUAGAAGAAAAAGUACUUUGAAACAAAGAAAGUUAUGGCAUCUUUGGAGGAGGUUUUAACAAAACUUCAAGAAGAUUUGGACCUUUACUAUAAAAAACUGCUCAUGCAACUUGAAACCAGGGAGAUCAGAAUGAGACCAAAGAAUCUGGCAAAUAUCACAGACUCUAAAAAUUACCUUAUGAUCCAAAUUACUGAGGUACAGCAUGCGAUUAACCAACUUAAGAGAAAAUUGGAUACUGACAAAAUGCAACUCAUAAUAGAAGUUAAGUUGAGAAAAAAAGCAGCUGCAGAUUUAUGCAUAUUGAAAGCUGAACUGAAACAGAAGAAAAUUAAUAUAUCUUUAUCAUUUCACUUAGGUAUAUUAAUUUAAAAUCUUUAUUUGUCAAAUUUUAAAUAUUUGUUUAAUCAGAUCUGUUUAAUCAUUGUUCUCCAUGGCAGUGUUUUAUAUAAAUCAUAGGUUUUAUUUAUUCUCACUUUUCAUGUAUUACAAAGUGUUUCAGGAAAUAUUAAAUGUAAAAAACCCCAGAUGGUGGCUAUUUGGUUAUUUUUGAAGGUUUCAAGUCUAUUACAUAUUAUUUUACAGUACUAUAUUUUAAAUUUUCAUUUUUAAAUUGUCUUAAAUAUGAUAGUUAAUAUUAAUAUAAAAACGAUAUAUUUUAACAAAUAUUAAUCUAUUUGCAUGUAAAUGUAGACAGUUUAAUUUGUUCAUUGUAUUUCAAUUAAAAGCAAUCUGGAAAUGUAAAAGAAAGGGAUUUUGAACUUAUAUACAAAGCUAUGAUAGAGAUUACC